Zingiber officinale is the source of this 616-nucleotide messenger RNA. Its product is annotated as protein EI24 homolog. The transcript has 7 exons. Gene Ontology annotation, biological process: macroautophagy. Bases 14 to 562 code for a protein of 182 amino acids. The record is from RefSeq and is a predicted model, not a curated record. Lineage: Eukaryota; Viridiplantae; Streptophyta; Magnoliopsida; Zingiberales; Zingiberaceae. Gene Ontology annotation, cellular component: endoplasmic reticulum.
UCUGUUCAUCCCCAUGGCGUCGUCUCUUGCAAUGCACGCCACGGUUUUCCCUUGGCUUGCGGGAUUCGAAGAAGCUUGCUCCCUUCGCAGAGUCGCAAGCUUCUGCUCGAGAUCUCGGAUAUUGUUGAUUAGAACCGGCCAGUGCUUCCUCUUGAACGGGCUUAUUUUUCUGGGAAGUUUAUUUAUUCUGAAACCCGUGGUCAUCCCAAUUCUUCUGUGGAUACUGCCUGAUCAGUAUGAACAAUUUAAUGCAGAGCAUCUUUAUUAUCACAAAGCUGUUAUGCCAUUCUAUGCCUUGUUACGUUCCAUCCUAAUUGAACUUGUCUAUAUUUUCUGGUUCUACCCUCUGUACAUCUUCAGCUUUGUUCUAAGGACGUUAUGGUACAAUGAUAUUGCCAAGCAUGCUUUUGAAGUGCUGAAAAGUAAAGAAUCAACAACACAAGCAUAUGGAAAAAAUGAAUUAACAGAAUCCCAGAGCACUAGUACUACAGAGAUACCAGGGGGGGGUUUGAAGGUGUGUGUCUUGCAAUUGGCGAGCAGAUUUAUUCCAUCCUUUUGUUGACCCUCUUUUUCAUAGAGGUUUUUGCAACAGGUUUCAUUCCUUAUUUUGGCAAGG